This is a messenger RNA of Boeremia exigua, 1661 nucleotides long. RefSeq names its product FAD binding domain-containing protein. The record is from RefSeq and is a predicted model, not a curated record. Gene Ontology annotation, biological process: secondary metabolite biosynthetic process. Lineage: Eukaryota; Fungi; Ascomycota; Dothideomycetes; Pleosporales; Didymellaceae. The coding region runs from base 253 to 1530 and encodes 425 amino acids. The transcript has 2 exons. Gene Ontology annotation, molecular function: FAD binding; monooxygenase activity.
GCAGCUCGUACAACGUCGUAACCACCGACCAGCAUCGCAACGUACAAGCUCGGUACAUAACCCUCGGGAUAGAGAUGCGGCUGAUCGGUCGUUGAUCUGCACGCCGAUGCAUAACCAAAACCGAAUAACGUCUCACAGCAGACGACUACGUGUGUUGCUUCCUUAACUGCCCACCCUCCCCGCAAUAGCUGCGUCUCUACCCCGCCUCAUCUUACACCUCGAUACCCCUUCUACGAAUUAAUACAUGCACUGAUGUCACCAAACCUGGACAUUCUCAUUGUCGGCGCCGGCUUGUCCGGCCUGGCCGCAUCGAUCCAAUGUGCAUUGUCAGGACACUCUGUGACAGUGCUUGAGAGCGCAAAAGCGCUUGCUGAGAUCGGCGCCGGGUUGCAACUCACACCGAACGCCACACGCUUGUUCCAGGACUGGGGCGUGUAUGAUUCGUUACGAUCUCUCGUCUGCGAACCGAAAACUCUCACGGUGUACAACUACAAGGGCAAGGUUCUAGCGAACGAGGAGAACUUCGAUGCCAAUAUCAGACGGAAGUACGGGGCUCCAUUCUCGGAUUGCCAUCGCGUGGACUUGCAGCAGGCACUCGUGAAGAGGGCAAGGGAGCUGGGCGUCACAGUUGUGCUUGAUGCCCGAGUGACAGGGAUUGAUUUUGGGUCGAAAACAGGAGAUCGAGCGAGAGUGACCGUCGGCGAGAAAACGUACGACGCAGAUUUGGUCGUUGGCGCAGACGGCCUCUGGUCAACAUGUCGGUCCACAAUGUUGGGGAAAAGAGAUCCUCCGCUGCCAACCGGCGACUUGGCCUACAGGAUUGUGCUGGACAUUGAUCAAAUCAAAGACCAGAAGCUUAAGGAUAUGGUUCAAAAUCCAACGUGUCGGUUUUGGGCCGGGCCAGAUUCACACGUAGUUGCAUACAGCAUGCGGGGCGGUAACAUGUACAACGUCGUGCUUCUCGUGCCGGACGACCUCGACGAGGGUGUUGCAAGAACGGAAGGUGACAUUGAUGAAAUGCGGAAGCUUUUCAAAGGGUGGGAUCCUGUGUUGACCGAGUUCCUCGAGUGCGUCGACAAGGUGGAUAAGUGGAAACUGAUGCACCGGGAGGAAUUACCGUCGUGGAUCAACCCACAGUCUAACCUCGUACUGAUCGGAGAUUCAUGCCACCCCAUGCUUCCUUACUUAGCGCAAGGCGCAAACUCGUCGAUCGAGGACGGUGCCGUACUAGGAUUGUUAUUGGGGCCAAAGCACCUCGUUGACAAAGCGCAACUUCCGGAUUCAUUGAAGACCUUCGAGAAGUUGCGAAAAGCAAGAGGUGAAGGCAUCGUGAGAGAGACUUUCAAACAGCGUAAGGAUUUCCAUAUGCGCGAUGGUCCUGAACAGGAAGAGCGUGAUCAACGGAUGCUGCGGCAGUUGGGUCAGGAGCUUCAGGGCUCAUUCCCGAGUCGGUGGACGUGCCCGGAGGUCCAGCCUUGGCUAUACGGCUAUGAUGCUUCAAAGGAAGUCGAGACUGCUACCGCACUAUGACGACAGGAGCGUUUUCCGUCAGAGCUGCAGUAGUACGGCGGUGCACAUAGGGUGGCGGUGUCAAAAAGCAAGGCGUCCCAUGAACAACCCCAUGUCAGCCUCGGUACUUCGAACCCAACUUGAACUCUCAU